Molecule: messenger RNA, 586 nt
Organism: Ipomoea nil (Japanese morning glory)
Lineage: Eukaryota; Viridiplantae; Streptophyta; Magnoliopsida; Solanales; Convolvulaceae
Exons: 2
Coding region: 18-389 (123 amino acids)
Source: RefSeq, a predicted model, not a curated record
ACUCAUUCCAUAUCAUCAUGGCCCUUAGUUUUGAUUUCAGAUUGGCUGUUCUUGUAGCCCUUUUCCUGUUUGGGGCAUGGGCAUCUCAAGCCGCUGCCCAAGAUAGGCCAAUGAAGUUUAGAGCUCCACCUUACCAAUCCGGCAUGGAUUCCGGGGAUGAAACUAAGACGGAGACCCCUGUGGUUAGUUCAUCACCGGCGGCGCCCACUACCACUACUACGCCACCGGUUCAGAGUUCCGCUUCCAUUGCUGAAUCUGCGAACCGGAUAAAGGAUACUGCUGAGGUAGCUGAUUCCAUAGCCCACUCUGGAACCAAUGGCAAGGCCAUGUUCACUCACACUAUGAUAUUCAUUGCUAUUAUCAUUGCGCUCUCUCAUGCUACAAUCUGAUCUAUAUGUACCCACUGGUCAUAAGUUUAUGUUGUUCUGCAAUCCCAUCCUAGUUGGUCAGGCUGUUGAAUUACAAGUUCAAUACUUAGCUAAAACAGCCUAUUUACUUCCUUUGUCCGUUAGGUUCCCUUGUUAUCCAAGAAAAUCUAUCUGUUGUUGGUGCUGAAUAAACUAUCGAUCAAUCUUUUGUUUUGUUU